Patiria miniata (bat star) is the source of this 4668-nucleotide messenger RNA. RefSeq names its product echinoderm microtubule-associated protein-like 2. The coding region runs from base 245 to 3919 and encodes 1224 amino acids. Gene Ontology annotation, biological process: intracellular signal transduction; microtubule cytoskeleton organization. The record is from RefSeq and is a predicted model, not a curated record. Lineage: Eukaryota; Metazoa; Echinodermata; Asteroidea; Valvatida; Asterinidae. Gene Ontology annotation, cellular component: mitotic spindle. Gene Ontology annotation, molecular function: microtubule binding. The transcript is spliced from 20 exons.
AAUACUGCACAUCUAGAUGAAAAAUGGCUGCAUCGUGUGCGUACUUUUGAGAAACAACUGAUCGGCACAUAAAAUAGGUUAAGCGCCAUGAUUUGUUUGGUUGAAGUAUCUAGCCGUACAGAAAGAUAUAAAUUUACCGUAGUAAGUUUAUGUGCCGUUUCUGGACACCGAAACUAAAACCAGUGAUCUGUUGCGGCGCGGCCUUUUGAGUUAUUGAACUGUUAUUACCAAAGAACCCUUGAAGAUGGCUACGGGAGGAGGCAACGGCGCCGGAAGACACAAUCCCCGUUCUUUCUUGGAGGUUCCGGAAGAAGUCCGAGGAGUCAAGAGUAUCUCACCGCGUCGACGCUUCAAGUUGUCCCCGGUGAAUCCGGCCUAUCGCCCCGAUGAUGUCGUGUCCUCGCGGUACUCGGUCACGUCCAGUGACGAGGAGCGCGAAUCGCCUUCAAGGGGUUGGCGCUCAGAAGGGGAAUAUGAUGACCAUCAUAGAGGGCCUUUACCGGAUCUCCGGACGGGCUUAGAAGACGACUAUCGCCGCCUGGAGGAGCUCGAUGUUCCCGCCUCUCUCCCGCGGUACAAUGUGGACACCAUGAUCCGUUACGAGCCCCCGGCCCCGCCCAAGCCCGCGCCCCACGAGGGCCGCUUCACCACCAAAGUGGUGACGUUUUACCGGAACGGGGACAAGCACUUCAAGGGGGUGACCUUGCCGGUCAACCAGCGCAAUUUCCGGCUGUGGGACACGCUGCUGAAGUAUCUGGCGGAGAAGAUCCACCUGCCUUACGGCGUGCGGUACGUGUACUCGCUCGGAGGAGAUCAGAUCACAAGCAUCGCGGAGCUUGUGGACGGCAGGGCUUACGUCUGCGCCAGUGGGCAAUUCGCCAAGAACAUCCCGUACGGGAGGGCCCAGCACGCCGAUCGGCCCUGGUUGAACCAGAAACCCAGCGAAGGUGUCCGCGGUGCGGACCGUGAGCUCUACCAGAACGAGCCGUCCAGACGCUGGCACGAGACGGUGGAUCAGAUCGCGGGCGAGCGGGAGCCGCUGCCGACCCUGGCGCAAUACGUCCCGCACAACCCCAACGUCAACUCCAUCCUGGCGAUCGAGACGUCGUAUGUCGGGCACGCUAAGCCCAGGAUGGUACUGAUUAUCAGUAACACUCACAGGACAAGCCGAGCGUCUAUACUUCUCAACCCCAAGACGACUCAGAGCUUUGAGCAGGUGCUCCGUGAUAUGACGUCGGCAAUCGUGAUGACCAGCCCGCCCGUGAAACAACUCUUUACGUGGAGAACGGAGGAACCGGUCCUGAGUUUCACGCAGCUUUUCCGCGACUUCAAGAACCACGACAAGUUCAUCGCCUGCGGCCUGGAGCCGAUCCGACGAACGGCCAACUUCAGCGACUCCAGCACCGAGACCGAGUACGCCGACGGCAGAGGGCGCUUCAAGGGGUCCCUGAGCGACGGGGCGGUCCGGGAACGGGACGGCAAGUACGCCAGCAUGCACCGGCGGAAGGUCAACCGGAGGGCCAAGGGGUUGCAACGGAACGGCGUGGCGAGCAGUCUGGAAGUUUAUAAUGCCGACGAGUCCAACAGUCCCCGCUCGUCACUCGAAGACAGCCCCCGGCUUCCACCCAUGAAGCCCCGCCGAGCAUUCGGCAGUAGCGACGGGUCGGACCCGCCAAGCGACCGGCGUAAACUCCACCGCCAAUACCCCUCUCAGAAAAACCCCCGCGUGCAAGACGAGGUACCAAUGGAGAUCGGCGACCCCAACAAGGGGUAUAACCUAAGACAGAGGAAACCAGCGCAGCAGGGGAUAGAGAUGGACUCCGAGGAUUCCACACCGGAGCGUUCGUUGGAGGCAGCAGGCCCGGGGGCCAGGGAGCGGGGAAGGAAGCGGGGCCUGGCCGCGCCAGUCACGGUGGAGAUCCACGGGCAGGUCAGGCAGUUCUUACCGCCCUCCAUCGUGGACCCGAGGAACACCACCCGCGUGGGCUUGGCACUGAACAAACGCCUCAAGCUGGAUUGGGUCUAUGGCUACCGAGGUUUCGAUCACUGUAAUAACCUCUUCGUGCUACCGUCUGGCGAGCUGCUGUACUACGUGGGAGCCGUGGGCGUGUUGUACGACAAGGACACGGACAGGCAGCGGCACUACACGGGACACAACGAAGACAUAACCAGUAUGGCCGUUCAUCCAAAUGGGACGCACGUCGCAACUGGGCAACUCGCCGGUCAGCUUCCGGAUUCAACGCCACGAGAUAUUGCCAUGUGCCAUUCGGCACAUAUUCGCGUUUGGGAGGUGGAGACACUGCACACGCACGCCAUCUUGGGGCUGAAUUUCUUCGAUGCCGGAAUCGCUUGCCUCAGCUUCUCCAAUGAGAACAACGGUGACUGGUUACUGGCCGUUGAACAAGGAACCGAUCACUUGCUCAGCGUGUGGGAAUGGAACAAUGAUACACUGCUCGCCAAGUCGAAAGAGUACACGCUGUACGAUGCAGCCUCCACACAGACGGCUGGAGCGGAUGCGGUAGUGGUAGGUUCCUUCCAUCCCUUCGAUGAUAGCAUCAUAGUCACCGCCGGCAGACAGCAUCUGUUCUUCUGGAGCAUCGUCCAUCGGAAGAUCGUCCGCGACAAGAAGAGCGGCAACUUUGAUCAGAACCAGCGGCCGUCGUACGUGACUUGCCUGGAAUUCUCCCACACUGGUGACGUAUUGACGGGUGAUUCGUCGGGUAACAUCACCGUCUGGGAAAAAGACAACGAGAACGUGUUCCGUGCCCGCCACUGCAUACAGCACGCGCACGAGCGCAGCGUCUUCGCACUGUGCAUGCUGGAGGACGGUACCUUGUUGUCCGGCGGUGGACUGGAUAGGAGACUACAGGCCUGGGACUCGCUGCAAGGCUACUCAUCGGCCAACAUCGAGAGACUUUUCACGGAGAGUGCUGGUGGCAUCCGCGCUAUCGUGCCUCUCAACCCGGGCAGCCCCGACGGGCGAAUCAUCCUGGGAACCACCCGCAACCACAUCAUGGAGGGAUCGCUGCAAACUAAAUUCAUCUAUGUUUUGCAGAGUCACUGUCAGGAGUUGUGGGCAGUGGCUGCCCAUCCCAACGAGCAAGCCUUCGCUACGGCAGGCUACGACAAGUACGUCAUGCUAUGGCAGGCCGACUCGCACAAAUUGCUGUGGAAGUCAGAAGUGGAGAAACCGUGCGUGUCCUGCGCCUUCAAUCCAUCAGCUUCAGUGCUCGCCGUUGGUACUACUGUCGGUCGGUUUACCGUACUGAACGCCUAUGACGGCAUGCAUAUCACGUCGGUACAGGCCGGCAGUCAACAACUCGAUGCGGUCCACUUUUCACCUGAUGGCGGUCUGCUGGUGCUUGGGUCACAUGACCACAAGAUCUAUCUCUACACGGUACUGGACGACGGUCAGGUCUACCGCAAAGCUGGGUUUCUGCAGGGUCACACUAAUUACGUAAAGCAGAUUGACUGGUCAGCCGACGGUAGCUACCUGCAGAGUGUGUCGGGAGAUUACGAUCUCAGAUUCUGGGAUGUCACUCAGAUGAAAAAGGAAAAAGCCGAAGCCGUGCGAGAUAUUGUUUGGCAGACUCAGACGUGUGCUUUGGGAUACACAGUUUCAGGGAUAUGGCCAGGAAGGGAAAAUGACAUCGACGUAAACUCGGUGGACCGUUCGCGAACCGGCAGUCUGCUUGCGACAGGGGACAGCUCUGGCUGGCUGUCCCUCUACAGACACCCAUGCACAUCGCUGAAAGCCGCAUCGUAUGACGUCAAGAGCCACAGUGCCCACGUGACCGCAGUCAGGUUUCUGGCCGACGACUCUUGCGUCAUUUCGGCCGGCGGGGCCGACGCAGUGCUGAUGCAGUGGUCGAUCGCGGGCAAGGGCAGCCAGUGGGACCAAGAGGGUGCUCUCGGCUAAAUAAUUAUACGAGAUGUUUUUCUGAGGCCAGAUCACGAGUGCAUCAGGUGGUUAUGAUCUGUUGGAAAUAAUUGCGAGCAAAUUAAGCUUGGGCCAAUCCUGACAUGUGAUGAGGCGUCAGACAUAUUUUUUUGAACUUUGCUGCUCUGUAUUCCAGUUGAAAAACCAAGGACUUUCAAAGAAGUGUAUUUUAUUAUUUUUUUAAAUUGCAGACUGAAAGAGGCAGGAUAUUGCCUGAUCGGCACGUUAAAACAAAAAAAGUAUAUUUAAAUUCAGUUGCAAGCUUCAAGUUUGCUGCUGAUUUGGCAGACGUUGAAGUUAAAUUUUUCACAAAAUUCCACUGUCACGUGACAAAUGUGUAUUAUUUGUAUAUACUGACUCAAUAAGACCUCAGGUGGGCACGGACCCCACUCCAUCCACUGCCGCCUGCUCGAGUGACGACGACCGUUCAUGGUAAAUAGCGCCCUCUUGUGAAUUAGUUUUUAUUAAGCCAGUAGAAAUAAGCCUGCCUAUUCAACAUGGAUGCCGCCCUCUACGAAUGCCUGGUUAAAGUUCCAAGAUCACAGAGCUAGCAAUGAAGGGUUCUAUUUUUGCCGAAAGCUAAAACAGAAGCUGUAUACGAAGUGAAAACUUGGCCCUUUGUAAUAAUUACCAAGUUUGGCAGUAUAAUAAAAGGCAAGGCAGUAGAUAUAUCUUACGUAGAUAUGACGCUGCUUUCUUGGCUAUUAUUUUUUUUAAUAUGACGCCUU